Messenger RNA from Owenia fusiformis, 3300 nucleotides. NCBI's taxonomy places the organism in Eukaryota, Metazoa, Annelida, Polychaeta, Sabellida, Oweniidae. The record is from the annotation of a GenBank genome assembly.
AUGGAUGUACUCAAAAACAGUGUCAAACAGAUUAAUGAACAAUCCAACUUUUUCACGAUCUUUGGAUUCCUGGUGACUGUUCUCUACAUUCCAAGAGUUGCUAUUACUUUGGUUGCUCAAUCAGAAUUCUUCAAUAAAGACUACCUUGCAUGUACACCGAACAGCACUUUGGAUUCGGAAUACGGAAGUCUGAGGCAACGAUGUUAUGUAAAAUUCGCUACAUCGUGGCCUCCCCAUUACCAUUGGUUCAUGCAGUUAGGGUUGACAAUCGGCGUCUUGAUUUGCUUCUAUUUUCCAUCCUUGUGGUCCAUUAAGCACAAGAAGAACAUCUCUAAGAAUGUCGAGCGAGGAUACCUUGUUCAAACUGCGAUAAGGGCAGUUUUUGAGACUUGCUUUAUCGUUUCUCAAGGUUUCUUAUACGGAUUUGAAGUAGAUAGCAAAUUCGUUUGUUCAGUAGAUAAUAGACGUAUACAAUGCGAUGUCCUUCGAGUGAUCGGAAGGGUCGCCAUGCUUGUGGCUAUGUUCGUUAUCUCCAUUGUUGUGUUGGGUUUGCUCGUUGCAGAUUUCACGUACGGAAUCUGGACACUAAGAGCAAACGACGGUUCCCUCUUACCAGUGCUAGAAGAUACAGUAAAAGAGAAAUCCCAUUGUGAAAGACCCCCUGAUCCAGUAGAAGAUGUCAUCAGAUGUGAAAACUAUACAAAACUAGAGAAGAAACUAAAGAAGGAGACCUUUGUUAUCUUAAGUGGUCUCUCUGGUUCGGGGAAAACACAGCUUGCGCUGCUCUAUGCCAAGAAGUUUAUACAUGAACAUAAGGACAGCACAUGCUUUAAGUUCAACUCAAAAUCCCCGGAGGAUGUUCUCGUCGAUGGCAAAAAGUUGAUAGAUCAAUGUAAACUAGACAUUCAUAGUCCUGACAGUGGCAAAGGUGGAGAAGACAGUAUGGAGAACAAAGCCUGGAGGUUACUUGUCCGUAUUCGCGAAGACCUUGUCAAGGACAAUACAAAAACUUUGUUUAUUUUUGACAAUGCUACUUUCGAAAUAAUUUGUAUCAUCAAAGAGGUGUUUAUAAGUAGUAGCUCUUUCAUCGUUAUAAUUACCUCAACAGACCCAUCUUUGAAAGGUUUUUACAAUGAUUUGAAAAUCGAAAUAAAAGGUUACAGUGAUGCCGAUGUAAACACCCUAAGUAUAUGUCAAUACAAGAAAUUCAACCACGAUAUACAAAAGUUGGCAAAACGGCUCAACUUUUUACCACUCGGAAUACACGCAGCCUGUCAAUACAUUAUUGAGUCUAAAGAAGCUAUUCCUGAACUACCAAAUCAACUAGAUGACAACCCCAUAAAUGGCUUGUUCCAAAUGUUGUACAGAAAAGCUCUCGCGACAUGCAAGGAUAUAAAGGUCAGUCUACUACUCAAUAUCGUCGCCUUACUAAGCCUUGACCCAAUACCCUUUGAUGUUCUAGACUGGACGAUACGAGUAAGCUAUCAAUCAAAGCAUGAUGAUACCGAGAAGACAAAUGAGAAUGGGAAUAUAUCAUCAAAAUCAGAUGAAACAAUAGAUAAAAGGAACAAAUUCCUCGAUAUCAUAAAACGGUUCCAUCUCGGGACGGUUGAGACGAAUGGUUCGGACACGAAGAUGCUUCGAAUGCAUAGUGCAGCGGUGUUGGCAUUACGAAAAGCAUGGGAACCUGAUGAGUUGAUCAAAUAUUACACACAAAUGCUGUUAGUCCUUGAUGACCAAGCUGAUAAAGACACACGAAGUUCCAAAGACUUUCUGUAUUUCCUCAAACUUAUUCCCCAUGUUAAACAUGCUCUGAAAGAUGAAUAUCUUACUUUAGGCAGAAAAGCCAAAGAUCUUGGCAUCCAGAUAUUACAAAUCAGUCUCCAAGAUAAACUGUAUUAUAUGUAUACACAAACGAAGCUGAUAGGGUACUUCAAGGAGAACGAGUCAAAAGCUAAAAAACUAUGCUAUCUCCUCAUCAAUCAAAAUCUCUCUCCUGAAGAUGCUGAGGCUAUCGUGGAUAACGAAGUACGGAAGGGCACAUGGGAUACAUUGCAAGAUAUCGAAUUGACUGAAUCAAACGUGGAUGAUGAAGGACAGCGUGGCAUGCCGGGGACAGUGCAGAGUUACGGCGAAUUAACUGAAGUUGGCUCUAACCUGGAAAAACAGGUUAAUAUCAAUCAGACUGAUCUUGAAUUCAUACAGAAAAAAGCCGAAUUGAUUUACAAUAAACUUGAUGAGCUAGAAGUUCCCGUUGAGCCUUUAGACUACAUUCAAGAGCUUAUUUGUACAAGACGUCUUGAUAAAGGUAAUGUCGAACUUUUACAAAAUAAAAUGAAAGAAUGGAGCAACAGAAAAUGUUGUAAUAUUCUAUGUCAAAGAAAAGAUGAUAAAACAGAUCCUGAUUAUCCAAGUCAAAAUUUACCCAAUGAUUACCUCAUAGAAAGCAGGUACAAAUACUUGGAAGAAAAGGGACUAGCAAUCAGCUUGGAGAAAAUGAGGAAAAUGUUCCUUUUGGAGCUCAUGGCCUCUAUUCUCUACACGCAUGGUCGAAUGUAUUUUUACAAGGAUGAUAAUAAAGAAGAAGCAAGUGUUUAUGAACAUGACCUGCGCCUCGCGUAUGAGCUUUCUGCCCUUAUCAAGAAGGAACACGACAAAAGUAUAGUCACGUUGCUUUUGGCCAAACGGAAUGGCUUUUUAUACAUCGAUGUAAAAAGCAAAGACAGUGAGAGGAUAAAACGUGCGACAGAUCACUACAAGAAGUUGUUGGAUGAAAAGGGAGAAUAUUAUGAGAAAGGAUUACUGAAAAUAGCAACAAAGGAUGAUUCGUAUCACAAGACAACAUGCCGUAAACAAUUAGUAACUUGUUACAUUUCCGCCGUCAAAUGUGAAGAUGACUCGAAAAAGAAAUUGAAGAAAUAUGACGAAGGGUGUAAAGAAGCCAGAGCGCUACUCAAAAAUAUAAAAGAAAGGGACAAACACAACAGGAUAGAGGCUUUCAUUAAAUUUGGUGACCUUGAGAUGAAAAUGAGUGGAAUUCAUAAAAAGUAUUUGGAUAAAGCAAUAUCCAAAUACGAGAAAGCUCUUAAAUUAGAGAAUGAACUUACCCGGAGAGGUAAUAACAGAAUUAGAGCUCUUGAGAGUAUCACAGAAGCCUUAUGCGAACGUAAUAAAAAAGAUGAUUGGAAAAAAGCAAUAAGCUAUGCAACGAGAGCAAUUGAAAUUUGCACUAAGGAAAAAAUUGAGAAAGAUACUAUCGUAAAACUCCAGCAACUACUGGAGGUUAUGAAUAGUCCUUGA